This is a messenger RNA of Ophidiomyces ophidiicola, 3270 nucleotides long. RefSeq lists its product as uncharacterized. NCBI's taxonomy places the organism in Eukaryota, Fungi, Ascomycota, Eurotiomycetes, Onygenales, Onygenaceae. The transcript has a single exon. The record is from RefSeq and is a predicted model, not a curated record. Bases 1 to 3270 code for a protein of 1089 amino acids.
AUGGGGGAUCAAAUGGGGAAAGUUACAGACAUUCCCACGGCCUAUAACAGCCCAGUGGAUGUACGAGUGCCGCAGAGGAAGAACAGAAACAAGAGCAGCAGCAGCUUUCGUCUAGGAUCAACUUUCACCGCUCUUAAAAGGUCUAGUUCUAAUCCUGGAGCCCGGUCUAUCCGACAGGUGCUGCCUCGCGUCGCAACGAAACGGCCAAGCCACGAUUCAGAGCUGGUCGUCCGGAAAAGGCCAUUUCAGAGGCAUCACAGUGAAACCAUAACUCCUCACGAAACGCCUUCGCGCCCAUAUGCUGGUGAUGAUUUCCAAGAUUCCCCUGGUAGUGACGACUUGGCGAGCAAUAGUGUACUUGAGGGCCCAUCGUCAAGUCCGUUGACGUCUUAUGGCCCAGCAUCCGUCGGUAUUGAUACGGACCCAGCCCAGAUUGUCAACCUCGCACUUAGUCUAAGUGAAUCCCGCCGACGAACAUUGCCGGGCAGAGCAGGAUCUAGUUUGAUUUCCCAGGAUAGGCGGCUUUCUCAUGCGAUUCCUGCACGGAGCCCCAUUUCUGAUGAUAUGAUUCCUUCUAUGAGGAACGACGAUUGGCAGUCAAAAAUUAAUACACAGGGUGGAUCUCUACGCAUGUCCCGUAACUCUCAGCAACUACUAGCGUCGCCGAUUCCAUUCCUUGCCCAGGGAAGUCAGGGACUGGAAACUCAUGCCUUUUCUGCCGGGACGAUUGCAAGAGCUGAAAAGGCAAAGAGGCACUUUGAAUUAGUUUCUGAAUAUCUACGUCUACUGCCGCAUCUUCCUCCUAUUUCUCCGACACCUACAAAGUUGAACGACCUACCUGGCACUCCUGAGUCAUCAUCCGCUCAUGGAAGAGUGUAUAACCCUCUUCAAUACAUUCGCAAUCGAAAAGUACGAUUUCGUGAAAGAAAGCCCAUAAAUGCGGAAGAAGAAGGCUGGGGAGACGUUGCUGGUGUUCGGACUUGGGUUGAUCAUAUAAUUCAAUCUCUCGAUAACAAAGAGUACGCAGCCGAAGAGUGUUUUCGGCUUCCGCCCCUCAAAUCUCCAACUGGUGGUAAUGAGACAUCUCAGGAGCUUGAAAACCUCCUUUCAAGCCCCAGCCGCACCAAUACCAGUGAUGCCAACAAGCCCCGUCGUCCCCGAUUAGAUUGGGCCAUGACUCCUGCCGACCUCUUAGCCGAUGCGGCAUGGGUUGAAGCUGACUCAAACAAACUUAAACUUGAAAAUACAGACGGCCAUAAAAUAUUUCCUGGAACUACGAAGCUCAGACCUGUGAAAUUGGCAACGCCAAACCCCUCUCUGGAAUUGACUUCAAUUAGCCAGUUCUACAACCCACUUUAUUCCACAGGAGAACUACCCAACUUUAAAUCUAUCGGCUCGAGGAGUGCAUAUAAUCCUAAUCGCGGUAGGCGAAUCAAUAAAUUUGUAAAGUCCACGCACCUGAUGCCCAGCCAUGGCCGCUCUGUAAGCGGAAGUACAUCCGGGUGGCGGAGAGCAUUGAGCCGGUCCAGAAGCCCUUCCUCAUCUCGAAGCAGUGGUGAUGAUAAAUCACCAUCAAAAGGAUAUUUAAAAAAUCAAACUUCUUUAAAACAACGGAAUACCGUUCGUGAUCUACUUCCUCCUCUUGAUGUUGACUUAAAUGAACAUACAACAUCCCGACAUCUUGGCUAUCCUCCAUCCCUAUCCUCUAUCGACAACUCUCAUAACAUAUAUACGUCACGUCCGUCAUUUGAAGAAGCCGAAAGCCUUCAGCAAUCCCCCAUUAACAAGCCAGUAUUCCCAAGUAUUGCCUCUAAUCUCUCCCCUACAUGGAGUCGAGACAGCUCUCCUAGCAGAAAUUACCACCUAUCAAUCCAAGAUUCGAUUGACCGCCAGAGCAGCAAACUCCAGCACGACGAUGUUGUAUCACCACAACCUCCACCUAAGCCACAGGCCGCCACUUUUGCGAUAUCUGGAUUAGAGCCACAAUAUCCUAAAUUCGACAAUCAAAACCCCCGCUUCUCCAAUGAUUUGUAUAUUCCAUCCCAUUACAGUUCCAUCCAACAUCCUUCAAGCAGCAAUUCCAGGAUUGGGAAAGAGUUGGACUCAAAGCGACGUGGCAUAUUCAAAGGCGGCCGACUGGCCGAGCUUGUUGGUAGUGAGGUAUCAAAAGUUGGAGAGUUGAUCCGUAAAAAAGACCAGAGUAGCCACUCGCGCUACUCUUCAUCGUCUUCUAGUAUUUCUGAAUAUAUGGAUGUCGGUGAUACUAUCCCUGGCAGCCGUCGAAUACCAAAACCAAAGCUAACCCGAUUUCCCACGCAAUCCGAUAUCGGAACUCAAUCUCAAAUAGAACAGGUUUCUGAGCCUCCUAAAUAUUAUACGUCAAAUCUACCAGCCUUUACCUCAUCCCUAAAGCGUGACGGAAUAAAUACUGAAUACCCUUUGCCCUCCCAGUCUCGUAUAGACAGUGUAAAAAUUGACCCUUCGGUCGACAACAAUGCCAGCUUAGGUGUUGAACAGAGCUUGGGGCAAAAACAGUCAUUGUUGUGGCUAGGGCGAGGACACCCGGAACCUGCUGCCCCGAUUCAGCGCCGACCUGGACUACAAUCUACUCGACACUGGACUCGGUCUUCUCGCAGUAUACCGAAAUACUCUGGUUCCUAUCGUAUUGAUAAGAAUGAAAUCGUCCGUGUACGCGCUCAUCUACUAUCCACGGGCGUUAAAGCGAAGGAAAUAUGUCGGCUAUCAAAUGAAAAUUCGCCCUUCCCCACUUUUAACCCCCUGUUUAUCGGAGCAUCGGAUUAUCUUCAUAGCCCUUUGCCUUAUAUUGGGGAUGAAAAAUUAGCCGCUGCUGCUACCAAAUGUCUGAUGUGCGCCUUUGAUGACCGUAUGUACAAGGUCCAAAACACUAUAUCCGAAUUCUCAAGCUCAAGUAUACCAAAAUUGAUCUCCGAUUUUGAACUACUUGAACGACUGGUCACAACAUCUCUCAGUGACCGCCUUAGCGUAGUUAGCCAUGAAGCAGAGAAUCUCACCAGCCAACUCGCAACUACGAGUACUCUGGCUAUCAAGCAGCUCAACGACGCUCUGGACAAAGGAAUCCGAAAAAGAAAACGCAGAUUUCGCUGGGUCAGUCGCUUCGGCUAUGUUCUGCUUGAAUGGGUGCUUGUUGGGGUUAUGUGGUGUGUUUGGACCGUGGUGAUGAUAUGGAAGCUGUGCAAGGGCAUCUGGCGUGGCUCAGUUUCUGGUGUCCGAUGGAUUUUUUGGCUUUAA